AUGGCAGGUGCCUCAACUCCUACUACUUCUGACGAAGACGCCGACCUGUCUCGCCUAGGGCUCCAGUCGCUGGCGAAACGAGACAUUGGGCCUUUGGCUAUCGUUGGAUUGGGAUGGAACAUUUGCAACAGCUGGUCCGCAAUUGCAGCCACGCUCGUGAUUUCAAUCAGCUCUGGAGGGCCCGUCACCCUGCUCUAUGGCAUCGUCCUCAUUUUCGUGUUAGGAGGCGCAUGUGCAUUGAGCAUGGCUGAGAUCGCAUCCGUCUAUCCUACCGCCGGGGGACAAUACCACUGGACAAGCAUCCUAACACCCAGACGGUACAGCCGUGGACUGAGCUAUUGUUGCGGCAGUAUCAACUUCCUAGGUUGGAUUGCCAAUGGAGCGGGCUUCAUCAUUCAAAUGCCGGUCAUCAUUCUUUCGCUCGCAUCGUACCUCGAUCCGACGUAUAUCCCAGAAACAUGGCAUAUCUUUCUAGUCUUCCAAGCAUUCAAUAUCGCGUUUACAGCGUACAACAUUUUCCUGAUGAAAAGGACAGCUUGGAGUGGUUGGUCUUCAAAGGGCAUAGUCUUUCUGACCGGUCUACUCAACCCUAACUUCAUCUACUCCGGCCUCGAUGGCGCCAUACACUUGGCCGAGGAAUGCACCAAUGCUUCAUCUGCAAUACCGAAAGCACUUAUAUCGACGAUAACUAUCGGGUUUGUUUCGGCUUUUACGUUCAGCGUAGCUAUGCUGUACAGCUUCACAGAUCUUGAGCCUGUGCUCUCAUCACCGCUGCCUAUUCUCGAGAUUUGGUCGCAAGCAACUGGAUCCAGCGCAGCAGCAACGACGUUCGUGAUUGUACUGUCUUCUUGCGGAUGCUUCGCUUGUACGGGAGCACUCCAGACGGCCAGUCGACUCACUUGGGCAUUUGCUCGUGACAAUGCCAUUGUAUUCUCCCCAUUCCUUUGCAAGAUCCACCCUGAAAUGGGCGUGCCAGUCAACGCACUUCUUGUCAACUGGGCACUCAUCUUCGCUCUCGGUUGUAUAUUUCUAGCGUCUUCGACGGCUUUCAAUGCUCUUGUAGCUACCGGUCUAAUUCUCCAGCAAGUGAGCUUUGCCUUUCCAGCCGCCCUAGCUCUAUAUCAUCGGUCACAAGGAGGGACGGCUUUCCGUCGAGUACUGCCGCGGCGAAAGUUCAGCAUGCCGCCCCUCAUUGGUGCCGCUGCCAACAUUCUGACGAUUGUCUUGGGACUAUUGGCGCUGGUGUUCUAUGACUUUCCCGUUGUGAUGCCUGUCUCGGCUUCAAACAUGAAUUAUGCUUGCGUGGUUCUCGGGGUCAUGGGUCUAUUUUCUGUCGCGAAUUGGUUUGGGUACGCGAACAAGAGAUAUAGAGGGCCUAGACUCAACUCAGUGUACUAG
This is a messenger RNA of Colletotrichum scovillei, 1398 nucleotides long. RefSeq lists its product as uncharacterized. Gene Ontology annotation, biological process: transmembrane transport. The transcript has 5 exons. Bases 1 to 1398 code for a protein of 465 amino acids. Lineage: Eukaryota; Fungi; Ascomycota; Sordariomycetes; Glomerellales; Glomerellaceae. Gene Ontology annotation, cellular component: membrane. The record is from RefSeq and is a predicted model, not a curated record. Gene Ontology annotation, molecular function: transmembrane transporter activity.